CUGGCGCAGCCGUUGAACGAAUCAGGGUCGGUCAUGUGACAGUGACGCCAUGAGCGCGCUGGAUACCCCGGAAGUUGCUGCGCACUGUAUGCAGAGGCGGCUGGUAGCAUGGAAGUGUCUAGCGGAGGGGAGAAGCAGCCGUUACUUGGAUUCGGGCAGGCGGUGAUCGGUCCCCCCGGCUCUGGGAAGACUACCUAUGUCCGAGCCAUGCACGCCCUUCUCACCAGCAUGGGCCGCCCGGUCUCUAUUAUUAACCUGGACCCAGCCGGGGAGGACGAGCCCGGGGCGGCGGUGAGCCUGCGGGAACUCCUGGCUCUGAGUGAGGUGAUGAGUGAGCUGCACCUGGGACCUAACGGUGCGCUUCUCUACUGCAUGGAGUACCUGCAGGGGAACCUGGACUGGCUGCGGGACAGGCUGAUCAGUGUGCGGGGCACUUACCUCCUGUUUGACUGCCCGGGACAGGUAGAGCUGUAUACCCACCACCCAGCUCUGCCCAACAUCCUGCGACAACUGGGGGCCUGGGGCCUGCGGUUGUGUGCAGUACAUCUUGUGGAUUCUCAUUACUGUACAGACCCUGCCAAGUUCAUCUCUAUUCUGUGUACGUCUCUGAGCACCAUGCUUCAUAUAGAACUGCCACACAUUAACGUUCUCUCAAAAAUGGAUCUGAUUGAACAGUAUGGUCGGCUGGCAUUUAACAUUGAUUUCUACACUGAGGUUAUGGAUCUUUCUUUUUUGGUGGAACAUUUGACCUCUGACCCUUUUUUCCGUCGACACAAACGGCUUCAUGAGAAACUGGCUGAGGUCAUCGAAGAUUAUGGGCUGGUGUCAUUCAUGCCACUUAGCAUCAAGGAUGAACAAAGCCUAAAGAGAGUCAUGGCAGCUGUGGAUAAAGCUUGUGGUUUCUGCUUUGGAGAAGAAAACGGAUCGAUUGGGUCCCUUAUGUCUGUAGCGGUGGGUGCAGACUUCCAUUUCACAUCAACUUUGGCAUUUCAGGAGAAAUUUGUGCAAAAAGAGACUCGAACUGUGGAAGAUGAGGCAUUAGAGUUGUGAUUCGAUUCUACUAGAGAUUGAUGGUGACACAACCACCAACAGAGUGCCCUGGACCCCCUUAAAAUUGGACAUACCAUCUCCUUUCUUAUUAUUGGAAGUGUUUUCCUUGGAAAUCACUCAUGCAGGGAUCUAGCCAAUUAUGCGUACUCUAGAAAACAUUCAGACAAGAGGUGCAAAGUGUGGCUGCUUAUGUUAUGUAGAAGUAUGUACAUGUGUACGUAAAAAAAAGGCUCUGGGACUGACUGUAUAUAUUGCUUUCAAUAUAACCUGUUGUAAAUUUUUAUAUAAAUAAAUUUUGAAUUGUA
Messenger RNA from Rana temporaria (common frog), 1355 nucleotides. It is a transcript of the gene GPN2, whose product is annotated as GPN-loop GTPase 2. Gene Ontology annotation, molecular function: GTPase activity. Gene Ontology annotation, cellular component: cytoplasm. The transcript has 5 exons. Lineage: Eukaryota; Metazoa; Chordata; Amphibia; Anura; Ranidae. Bases 109 to 1050 code for a protein of 313 amino acids. The record is from RefSeq and is a predicted model, not a curated record.